Messenger RNA from Musa acuminata AAA Group (dessert banana), 2025 nucleotides. RefSeq names its product NAC domain-containing protein 43. NCBI's taxonomy places the organism in Eukaryota, Viridiplantae, Streptophyta, Magnoliopsida, Zingiberales, Musaceae. The transcript has 3 exons. Gene Ontology annotation, molecular function: DNA binding. The record is from RefSeq and is a predicted model, not a curated record. Bases 650 to 1717 code for a protein of 355 amino acids. Gene Ontology annotation, biological process: regulation of DNA-templated transcription.
UACAAGCCAUAUUAUGGUCAACAAGCCAUCCUUCGCAUACUUAUAGCAAUCACCAGGAUAAAGAGAAGGCAAUGUUUGUUAUAACUUGAUGUUGCCCCACCACCACAUAGUGGCUGUGGUUUCCAAGCGUGGCGGGCUCCACGAAAACGCUACGCCUCCGACCCAUCCAUCAUCAUCCACCCCCCCUUCCCUACGACCCCUUCCUCACCGCCCCUCCCUCUCUCUGUGCCUGUUCUUUUCGGUGUUGUUGCCGUUGUAGUUGGUCGCCUUUGCUGUUAUUGUUGUAGUUGUUGCGGUGGUUACACAGUAAGAGGAAGAUGAGAAGGAGAGGUGCAGUCUGAUGGGAUAAAAGUGAGAUUCUCUACAAGUGAUGGCGGUAGUUUCGCUUGAGCUUUUCUUGGAGAUCUUUAAGGUCGGGUGUCGUGGUUUCAGACGCUGCCCUCCUCCUCUCUCGUCUUCUCUCCUCUAAUCCCCUCGCACGCACACGCGUAUCGGGUGGGUGGCCCCUCUCUGUUCCUGCAAAACUAACCCCACCAACGACAAGUACGCAGAAACGCAUGGAAUGCUCCCUCUUCCUCUGAUCACUAUAUAACCUUGCUUGCCUACUGCUACUCUUAUCAAACUUGCUCUUGAAUCUUACCGGAUAAAGAUGAGCAUCCCAGUGAAUGGCCACUCGGGCGUGCCGCCGGGCUUCCGCUUCCACCCAACCGAGGAGGAGCUCCUAAACUUCUACCUGAGAAAGAAGGUGGCGUGUGAGAAGAUCGACCUCGACGUCAUCCGCGACGUCGACCUCAACAAGCUCGAGCCAUGGGACAUCCAAGAGAAGUGCAGGAUUGGGUCGACGCCGCAGAACGACUGGUACUUCUUCAGCCACAAGGACAAGAAGUACCCCACGGGCACUCGCACCAACCGUGCGACGGCGGUCGGGUUCUGGAAGGCCACUGGCCGGGACAAGGUCAUCUGUUCCAGCAUCAAGCGGAUUGGGAUGAGGAAGACGCUGGUGUUCUACAAAGGCCGCGCCCCUCACGGCCAGAAGUCAGAUUGGAUCAUGCAUGAGUACAGGCUCGACGAUCGCUCCGACAUGAGCUACCCACCCAACCCUGCUUGCUUGAUGGAAGAAGCUACAAACCAAGAAGAUGGUUGGGUGAUCUGCCGAGUGUUCAAGAAGAAGAACCAUCAUCAUCAAAAGAGCGUGGAAAGCGCCACCAACUGCUCUUCUUCUUCUCUCUCCGCCGAUGCCAAGACAGAGUGGCUGCACCCAAACAGCGACGGCAUGUUGGGCCAAAUCCUCCAAUACAUGGGAAGAUCUUGCAAGGAAGAGAGACAAGAUCUCAACAGUGAGAAGUUGAUGAGGCUUCCACCACUCCAUAGCCCGACCCUUCCAUGGUUUCCGGAGAACUACACCAACCAACAACUCGAUCAUCCAUCCGGGUAUCAGACGAGCUACGUACCGGACGCGAUCCAUGCCCUCGCGGGCACCGAGUCAAGCAUCAACAGCUGGGCCGCGCUCGAUGGGCUUCUCGCGUCGGAGCUGGACGGCCAGGCGGAGGCGCUGAAGCCACUCCCCUGCUUCGAUGACCCAAGCUUGGGUGUCUGCUCGCCUGCAACACUGUUCACCCCGGACAUCCAUCGCAAUCGCGACAGGGACGACGGCGACGACGAUCUGUGGAGCUUGGCGAGGCCAGCAACGAAGCACAUCAGCCACGUUCCAUACUAACGCGAAACCUUCGUUUUCUUCACGGUCUGAGGAAAACGAGUUUUGUCGCCCCAAAUAGUAUGCAUAAAUAAGGUGACUGAGUGGUGGUAGACGGCUCCUCCUGUAAUAUUUUACGGAGAGGUGGAUGUUAGGAGAAGAUGGAACUUUAGUUAGUGUAGUUUGGUGUGGCUUCGUUUCAUCUCUGGCCGAGGAAUUCCACGGCGAUGGCGAUCCAUCGUUCUGUCUUGUCAAAGUUGGCGUCAGUCUGCUUUAAGAGAGGAGAAGUGACAUGAGAAGGGAUCGCAUGUGAAACACACACAGAGAAAGCG